Rhododendron vialii is the source of this 2729-nucleotide messenger RNA. RefSeq lists its product as uncharacterized. Bases 96 to 2348 code for a protein of 750 amino acids. NCBI's taxonomy places the organism in Eukaryota, Viridiplantae, Streptophyta, Magnoliopsida, Ericales, Ericaceae. The transcript has 8 exons. Gene Ontology annotation, molecular function: protein binding. The record is from RefSeq and is a predicted model, not a curated record.
CUCAUUGUCAUUGGAGGCCAACGUUCGCGUAUUUGGCUUGGGCGACCGAAAGAGUUAAGAUACCCCCCUGGUUCAGAUUCCUUUUUAUCGUGUCAAUGGAUUCUUCAAGCAAAUACUCCUCAACAAAUCGCGCAUACCCAUACCCUAAAGAUUUGAAGGUGGAGGAAUCGGUCCCCGACAAGCUUCAACCUAGCAACUACUUUGAGUGGAAAAAACAAAUGUUGGACAUCAUUACCCGUAACGGCUUGCUUGGUUUCAUUGACGGCACCGUUAAACGCCCGCCCGAGACCCAAACGGUGAUCAUCAAUAACGGUCCAAACGGCGGUGGCACAAAUUCUGAGGAGAGGAAAAACGAGGAAUACGUGGCAUGGAAAGAAUCGGAUGAUCUGGUACAGAAUAAAUGGAUUAAGAGCAGGCUCACGUAUAGUAUAAGGAGACAGGUGGAGCACCUCAAAACUGCUAAAGAGGUUUGGGAAGCUCUUCCUCGACUGGUUGAAGACAUAAAGAAGAGGCUGAACCAUUAUUUGCCACUCUACAAAGCCGCAAUCGAAGGUGAAUGGGAAAAAGCCGCGAAAUUCUUCACAGGAGAAGAGUCAGAUGCAGUACUGAGGGCCCCCAUUACACUCCACUCAGAAACGGCACUCAUCGUGGCCGUCAGAGCGGUACGGAGAAAUAGAUUUAUGGAGGAAUUAGUGAAUAGGAUGUCACCGACGGACCUCGCCAUCAGCGACGACAUGGGCCGGACUGCGCUACACAGGGCGGCCGGAUCCGGCAACAUUGACGCAGCGAAACUGCUAGUGGGGAAGAACCGGGGUUUGCUCCAUUUGGAGACCCAUUUCAAACAGACGCCUCUGUACUAUGCUGCUGCCCGUGGCGACAGGAAGAUGAUUCUUUGGUUGAUGGAGGUCAUGGAGUUGAAGACCAAACCGCUUGAGGGUAAACCAGGGUUCGACAUUUUAUAUCAGCUCAUAAUUAGCGACCUAUACGACAUUGCUCUAACAGUGCUUCGGGACAACCCAAAGUUGGCAUUCUUCAUUCCGGAGAAGGAAGAAGGUCUCAAAUUUCAUGCUUUGACUGCAUUGGCUGGAAAUCCUUCUUCAUUCCCAAGUGGAAACAACUUCAGCUUCUUGCAGGAAUUCAUCUAUUCCAGUAUGAAGUUGGAAAACAAUAUUCCAGACCGUAGUAGAAGGGAUAUAGAGGCUCCUCCUGCUAGCAACAAUUCUGGUGCGGCUAAUGGAGGCUGGGGUUGUGCAGUGAAGAAGAGAUUGCAUGCGAUGUUUUGGAAAGUCACUGAAAAAUUCGUGCCAUUGAUUAAGCCCAUCCGAGAGAAAAAAAUGCUACACGAUCAAGCACUUGCUCUUCUCCAACUCCUUUGCGAGGAAGUUAUAAAGUCAGAUUUCUCAAACGCAGAUAGGAUAUUUCAGCUACCAUUACAGCAAGCAACAUCCGUGGGAAUUCCUGAAAUUGUUGAAAAGAUUUUGGGGUUGUACCCUUAUGCAAUUUCUUUUGAAAACCAUCAGAAGCAAUCGAUUUUCCAGCAGGCCAUUGUGUUCCGCCAAGAAAAGGUGUUCAAUCUAAUACACCAACUUGAAGAGUCUAAGGAAAUAGUUCUAUCAAAAUGGGACACUUCAGGCAACAAUUCUCUUCAUUUGGCUGGGUAUGUGGCAGAUCCACAACUAGUCUACCUCAAAGCCGAUGCAGCUUUUCAGAUGCAGAGAGAAUUGCAGUGGUUCAAGGAAGUUGAAGGACUUGUAGCUUCAAAAAACAAAGAACAGAGGAACAAACAAGGAAAGACACCGGCACAAGUGUUUAGCGAUACACACAAAGAGUUGGUGAAAGAAGGAGAGCAGUGGAUGAAAGCUACUGCAGAGUCAUGCACAAUCAUAGCAUCUCUUAUUGCUACCGUAGUGUUUGCGGCUGCUAUACAAGUACCGGGUGGAAGCGACGACAACGGCCGCCCAAUUUUCAACCAACAAACGGCCUUCACAAUCUUUAGCAUAGCUAAUAUGCUUGCUCUUUUCUCAUCCAUUGCUUCCGUGCUCAUGUUCUUGUCCAUCUUCACUUCUAGUUAUGCAGAAGAAGAGUUUCUCUUUGCCUUACCCAAUAGAUUGAUUACUGGUCUGAUUAGCCUCUUCGCCUCCAUAUUAUUCACGAUAGCAGCCUUUGGUGCCACAUUCUAUCUUACGUUUGGCGAAAACAAGGGAUGGAUUCUUAUUCCAGUAGUUGUAUUGGGUUGUUUACCUGUGAUCAUGCUUGCAGUUUGGCAAUCUCCUCUCCUUGUGAAGAUGAUCAAGUCCACAUACGGUUCAAGUAUUUUUGUUAAGCGAAGUGAUCGUAUGCUCCUAUAGGUAAGAUAUCAAAACUUGAGACUCUAGAAACAAAUUAAGAAUUCGGUGGCCCGAAGCAGUAACAAUGGAAAAGGUCUUUUUAGUCUCAUUGGAGUCAUGCAAAAUAUUAUGAUCAUCUUAUGUAAUUCUGAUGUAGGACAGAUUGGCAUGUUCUAGUUUUUGAUUCCCUUUCUGUAAAUAAGUCAGAAUUGAUUCCCAUCAAUUCUGCCUUAGCACUUAUAUUAGUUAGUCCCCAUCCUGUCCUAUAUUUUCUUUUAUGCAUUUUACCUUUCUUUUUUUUCAGCGUCAGCUGUCGUUAUUAAUAAGAGGAGGAUGUACUCUGGAGUUACUGUUUUGCUUAAUAAAAUUCUGCACUUUGUUAUAUACAGAGUUGUUUUCCUA